Epithele typhae is the source of this 2256-nucleotide messenger RNA. RefSeq lists its product as uncharacterized. The record is from RefSeq and is a predicted model, not a curated record. The transcript is spliced from 2 exons. Gene Ontology annotation, molecular function: protein-folding chaperone binding. Lineage: Eukaryota; Fungi; Basidiomycota; Agaricomycetes; Polyporales; Epitheliaceae. The coding region runs from base 1 to 2256 and encodes 751 amino acids.
AUGUUCGCCUUCACCCACAUCCCCGCUGGCUACACGCACGGCCACCCCGGACGUCGUUACCGCGACUUCUCGGAUGACAACUCUGAGUUCGAUGAGCUCGCACAGCAGGCGGCGGAGCAGUACGCGGCUGCCCAGGCGCGCGUCCAGGAGAUCCAACGCCAACGCCAGGCUCAAGCCGCGAGGGAGCAAGCCCACCGUCACUGUCGCCACCAGUAUGGGUUCAUGGCUCCCCGGCAGUUCGACUUCGAAGAGCCUCCUUCCUACUACCCUCCCCAUCCCCACUUCGCACGAAGCGCCCCUGUGAGCGCACCAAGCCACACCCUCGAAGACCUCGUCUCGGCGGCUCUGCGCGACGAAGACCGCCAGCGCAAGUACCUCGCCCACCAACGCGCCGUCGAGCGCCAGCGUGCGAUCGCCCUUCAACAGCAACUCGCCAUUGAGCGCCAGCGUGCUCUCGCUGAACUCGCCGCUCGCCAGGAGGCUGCCCGUGCCCGCGAAGAGGCCGCUCGCGCCGCGCGCGUUCGUGAAGAGGGCGCUCGUGUCGCUCGAGCCCGAGUGGAGGCGCAGCGUCAUCGCGAGCAUCAAGCCAUGCUCGCUAUUCUUGCUCUCGCGCGCUAUCUUCGCGCGGAGGGUGGGCACAUCCCCUUCGCCACUCAAGUAUCGGCGCCGAAGCCCGAGGAAGCUGUCACUUCGCGGUCGCUCAACAUCCCGGGGGUCCCCGUUGACCGCAAGGGGAAGGGCAAAGUCAACCACUUUGACGUCGAUAUCGACGUCGCACCGCUGGUCGCAUCCAAGCCAGUCUCCUCCCAUGAGACUCCAAAGACCGCGCCAAGGACGCUCAAGGAGGACCUCGAGGCCCGAAUCCGCGCCGAAACGGAUCCGGAGGUCCUGGAGUCCCUCGUCAUUCUCUACUCCGACAUCUUCGACAACGUCGCUGCUGCCCCUGCUCCUGUCGCGGGUCCGUCUGGUCUCAGUGCCGACGAGAAGCCAGCCUCGUCCACCCCAGAGUCCUCUCCUUCCACCCCGGUCCCAGAAGCCCUCACCGAGAUCACUGCCGUCGAGGACGCCCUUCGCGCUCUGCAAGAUGCCUUCUCCUUCCCUGAUCACCUCGAAUUCUCUCCCUCGCGCUCGCGCUCUCCUUCCCCCACUCCCUCGAACGCGGACGGGCUGUCGUACACGGCGCACAACAGCCCGGUGCGCGCGUACGAGCACGCGCUUAUCGCGCUCCUCACCCGGCUCGACGCUGUGGAGAGCAACGGGGACGAGUCGGUGCGGGCGCGCCGGAAGGAGGUCGUGCGGGAGGUCGAGCGCGCGCUUGACGCGGUCGAGAAGCGCGUCGAGGCCGAGCGGGAGCGCAGCCGGAGUCGCGGGAGCUCGCGACGCGGCAGCGUGACUGGGUCGGAGGUCACUGUGCGCUCUGCCGUACCCGCGCCUGAGGUCAUCCCUAAGGAAGAUGCCUUUGCGGUGGAAGACUCUGCUACGGAAGUCGAUGAGGAGGCUCCGAAGGGGGACGAGCUGGAGCGACGGGGCAGUCUGUCGGACUCCGCAGUCACCAUUCGUCCUUCUGUUGUUCCCGCCGUCGCCCUGGAGGUCGUUGCCAAGGAUGUUGAAGACCGUGUGGUGGUCCCAGAAUCUUCAUCUGGAGCACCGUCUCUUUUCUCCGAGUCGUCUGACUCCGGCCUCAUAUCCCAUGCGGAUGAUGCGAGCACCCAGACGCCGGUCGUUGACUCAGUGGACGAACAAGAAGACCCUUCGACCUCGGUCCCAGAUGUUCCCGUCGACGGUCAAGCUCUGGAGGAUAUCAGCACCUCAGAGGCUAUAAAGGAUGUCGAGCCCGACCACACCACUAGCACUUCUGAAGACGCACUGGACCCUUCCCUUGCCUCCUACAGCGUCGACCCUAGUCCUACCGCCACCACUGCUCCCGUCGAGGCCGCUCUCUCAACAAGGCUCCACGCUCUAGAACCCAUCUCACGGGAUGCGUCAGCCUCAUCUCAUCUCAUCGAUCCGACCGCCGGUUCCGAGAACACUACCAAUCUCGAAGACGCUGCGGCGGCGUCGCCGUCUAGCACUCACACCGUCCUCUUCCUGCUAUCGUCCACACCUAUUGCGGAUCCCGAUGUGUCGAAGCGCCGACCCUCUGCGGGCUCGGACGAGCUGGAGAUCAUCGACAAGGACGAGCUCGAGGGUGGGGCCCAUGUUGGAAGCGAUUGGUCGGAUCUCGAGUCGUCCGACUCCGAUGGACCCGACCUGUGA